AUGAUCCUCUUGUGGGCACUAUUCAGCACAACAAGCGCUUUUGGAUGUGGACUCUUCGGUGGACUGGGCGGAGGAGGAUGUGGAUGUGGAGGAACACCAACAAUUGGACCUCUCCCUUGUGCUCCCGCUCCUCCACCCCCACCUCCACCCGUUCUCCCACCGGCUCCCUGUCCUCCGCAACCGUUGUGCUUGCCUCCUUUCUGUGGCCAGCCAGCCCCUUGUGGAGGUCAAUUGAUUCCCCCUACUCGUCCGGCUCCUCUUCCACCACUUCCACCACCAAUCCCACUUCCACAACCAGCUCCUCUUCCACAACCAUUUCCACAACCAUUUCCACAGCCACUACCCUGUGGAAUUCAACCUCAUUUCACUGGUACUCCAUGUGGUGGACAACAAGUUGUGAUUGGUCCUCAACCAGUGGCUCCUCAGCCAAUGCCAAUCGGGUGUAGAAUCGGCCAAGUGAUCACUCAAACAGGUGGAUGCAUGCCGGCUGUUCACGAGAUUACGCCUGCUCAGACCUACUCCACGGGUUUCGCGCCGGCCACCGCUGCUUUCCAACCAGCUCAACAGCCCGUCUUCUCGCAUAGUGUUGAUCCCGGUUUGGGUUACAUCGAACCCACUCAGUCAACGAUUCCCGUAGAAGUCCUCUCCGCUCACGGUCCAGCAUAUGAGCCACAGAUGGACCGAACAGCUUCAGUCGACCUACGUCAGCCCAUUCAUCCCUCAAAUCAUUACCGAAGGAAAUCUAUCGAAGUCGGUAUGGAGGGGAAUACGAUAAAAACGGUGAAUGGACAGGAACUCUCGGAACCCGAUUUAAUGGAGGAUUCGUUUGAAGAAGCGCUGAAGAGAGAGGCACCAAGCAACGCUGGAAUUGAAGUGAAGCCGACGAUCAACUCCCAAGAGACCGAAAAGAUACCCGUUGCGCCAAUCGGAAACAAAAAAGAAACUUCUAUGAUAGAUAUCUCGGAGAUCAAGUUGAGCGAUGAUCCGAUGUGUAACGCCGAGGAGUUGCGCUCGAUUAUGUUACAACAAAUGAGUGACAGUCUCAACUCGUCAAAACGAAUGGUGCAAAUGGCGGCAGAGGAGAGAUUUGGUGGAAGAUUCGAUGUGAUCUGUGCGCACGGGGAUUUCUCCUACGUGACAAAUACAGAGCUAUUCUGUCAAGAGACGAAGAACACCGUCAGCUGUUACGUCUAUCGACAAAUU
Messenger RNA from Mesorhabditis belari, 1203 nucleotides. Lineage: Eukaryota; Metazoa; Nematoda; Chromadorea; Rhabditida; Rhabditidae. The record is from the annotation of a GenBank genome assembly.